Rotaria sp. Silwood1 is the source of this 720-nucleotide messenger RNA. The record is from the annotation of a GenBank genome assembly. NCBI's taxonomy places the organism in Eukaryota, Metazoa, Rotifera, Eurotatoria, Philodinida, Philodinidae.
AUGUAUUUUAGACAAGAUAAUCGGGCAACAAUUCAAGAUGAAUGUAGUCCAUGGAAUUGGAGAGAAAUUUAUGAAGUUGAUCGUAAAAAAGAUGAACCAGCAUUACUUAACGAAAGAGAUUUUCGCCACAAGAAAGGAGGUCCAUUAGGCGUAUUACAUGAAAAACGUCUACUGAACGAUUUAAUGCAAAUGGCUAGGUUACGAUUACGAGCAUGUGAUGAAGAAGGUGUUCAAAUUGUUGUUGAAACAGCCAUUGGACUUGGAGUCUUUUCUGGUGAAGAUAUUGGAGUUGAUGAAACAGUACAAAUAACCUCUGCGAUAGCCAUUCGAGCAGUACUUGAACAAGAUGGACCUAGUUAUAAAAAUAUUCGUGGAAUAAUAUUUGCUUUACCAAUUAUCGAUGUAGACAAGAAUUUCAUAAGCACUGGUGACACUUUUAGUGAGUUUAUUGAACAUUUUCAGGAACCACCGUAUAAUGGUCCCAUACCUGUAAUGAUUGCUGACCAAGAUAUGCAUCGAUUGGCAGUAGCUAUUGCUCGUCGUGGUUUUAUUGUUUCUGAAUUAAACCCUGCUGAUUCACAUGGUGUUUUCGGUGAAUAUUGGCAAAAUCGAGGACCAGCUGUAGAAGAAAAACUGGCUUUGACAACAGUCGGUUUACUCGUACAACAUCAUCUCAUCAAUAAAGAAGUUCUUAAUGAAAAUAACUAUUAUAUCAUAUAA